Suillus subaureus is the source of this 1059-nucleotide messenger RNA. RefSeq lists its product as uncharacterized. The coding region runs from base 1 to 1059 and encodes 352 amino acids. The transcript has a single exon. The record is from RefSeq and is a predicted model, not a curated record. Lineage: Eukaryota; Fungi; Basidiomycota; Agaricomycetes; Boletales; Suillaceae.
AUGGAGCCUGCUAUCCGCUCUCGAUUUAGCGACCUCCCUCUCGAGAUUGCUCUCAACAUUCUCAAUUACGCAGUCGAACCGACGUUUUCCCAAGAAGAGAAAUAUGACGAUCAAAAUCCCUAUGCAACUGCCCUCUCCCUGUGUCUCGUCUCUCGACUUGUGAGACGCAUCACCCCGCCCAAAUUGCUGCACACCAUCUCGCUCCGCCGAAGUGACAGCGUGAGGAUGUUCGCAAAUGCUCUGCUUAUGCAGAAAGCGUACGCAGAGGAAAAAAGUGAUCUUUUCUUUGACUAUACCUCCGUCGUACAGAAAAUGUGGAUCGGAGCGUCUGCAGAAUCUGAAAUAUUCGUCUAUGAUCUCGCUCCAGAAAUCAGCGUGCUAGUUCCGGUGUUACUGGCUGCACCGGCACUUGCGAUUGACUGUUACUAUUUAAAGCUUGUUGUUCAGAGCGUAGAAGAUGCAUCGAGCUCCCGCGCAGAUCCCAAUGUUGACCACGGACCCUCUCCUUUUCCAGGGAAAACCCAAAGUCUAACGAUAAUGGGUCAUACCACCUCCCAUAUGAUCUUCCAGAACAUUCGAAAGGGAUCCAUUUUCCUUGCAUCAAUCCCCCAUCUCAUCUACCUGAUCGAUCUGCCCAUGGACUCGGACAUUUUUCGUGACAUCAGCAGGGGCUUAAAGCUCACAUCAUUCCUGCUGCGUCCGUGGCUGUGCGACAUUCCGUGGACUUGUAUGAAGAGCCUGGAAACUUUUUCAGUUGUCUACCCGCAUCUGGCUGAGCCCUACAAGAUACGUUCAUAUAUCGAUCACACAAGAGGAGUAGACUUGCACGUGGAGCGGCUCACGGUAUCUGCCCCCCUGUACAAGCAGGACCCUGAGUCCUUCCCGUGGAUGGAACCGCCGUUUCCUGUGACCCAUCCUGGACAGAAGAGGAUUCAUUCGGAUGGUAUUUCCGUCGAGGUCACGAACUGUCGCGAACACUUUUGGCGGUUUCAUUAUACGUGGGAUAAAUUGUGGGCCUGCGGAAUAACUGACGGAGCUGGGGGGCAGCGGGUGUUAUGA